CGGAAGGAGCGAGAAAGGCAAGCCGGCCCGUACGCCUCUUCCGCUCCGGGCCCGGAAGGGUGAUGUGGCUGGGGUUUCGCCGGCCUCACUAUGUCUGCCAUUUUCAAUUUUCAGAGUCUGUUGACUGUAAUCUUGCUGCUUAUAUGUACCUGUGCUUAUAUCCGAUCCUUGGCACCCAGCCUCCUGGACAGAAAUAAAACUGGGUUGUUGGGUAUAUUUUGGAAGUGUGCCAGAAUUGGUGAACGGAAGAGUCCUUAUGUUGCGGUAUGCUGUAUUGUGAUGGCCUUCAGCAUCCUCUUCAUACAGUAGCUUGGAAAAAUGCCAGAAUUCAGUUGCAAUCAGAUUUAAAUAUGAAAAAAAAAGGACUUAUCUGCAGAAAAUAAUGGAAAGAAUGGUUAACCCUUUUAUCUCUGAACAUUGAAUGAGAUAAAUUUUCAGCUGCUGUUCUCUAUUAUUUUUGUUAUUGGACCAAUGUUCUAUAUAAAUAAUUAGGAUGUAACCAUUUAAUACUCAGAGUUUAAAUAUGUCUGUAACAAUCAACCUCAGUACUGUCACUACAAUAUUACAUUCUGCAUAUGUCAUUCUGUUGUGUCAGAUACCAGUUUUUAGUGAGGUAUCUUUAAGGCACAUAGGAGAAAACAAAAUUGGUAAAUUACUUAAGUUCCUUUCACCGUGAUUUGGAAACGAUAAAUCUUUAUAGAAUGAGACUUUUUGGACUAGCUUUUUUAUUGAAGAAAAAAAAGGUUCAAUUCGUGUUGAUAAGGACUGCAUUCAUAUUUAAUAAUGCUUGCUUUUCCUCUGGCCACAUCAUUUUGAGCAUUAACCAGAGUACCUCUACUGUUAGCAAACUGUAGUUUAUUACAGGUAUUUAAACUAUUUAAAACAAGCCUAUGCAGUUCUUAAGGAGGAAGAUAAAUGAGAAGUGACUUAAGAGUGCUAUUGAGAAAAAUGUUCCUAUUUAACAUAAAAGAAUUCAGAAUACCUGACUGGUGUUAUUGUCUCUGAAACCUCUGGUUAAGUAUGGAUAAAUGUCUUAAGCAUAAAUUUGACCAGCGCUAACUGUCGUUUUUGGAAUAAGACUACAUGCU
Molecule: messenger RNA, 1088 nt
Organism: Balaenoptera ricei (Rice's whale)
Lineage: Eukaryota; Metazoa; Chordata; Mammalia; Artiodactyla; Balaenopteridae
Gene: TMEM167A
Product: transmembrane protein 167A
Exons: 1
Coding region: 91-309 (72 amino acids)
Biological process (GO): intracellular transport; protein secretion
Source: RefSeq, a predicted model, not a curated record